AUGAAAAGAGAAAGAUCUUCCGAGAGAAGAAGCAAGAAUGUAUCUAAAAGGCGCCGUGUAGAGACCUCUUCAGAUGACAGUCGUCCGUGGUACGAGGUGAUGCUUGCCCUGGCGGCCAAAUCAGCUUACAAGCAAGACUUUGCUUCUGCUGUUCAUGAAUGGAGAGAUCACAUUCGAGACUGGCGUGAGUUGACCAGCGCCAUCAACAAGUCUGAGGAGCGUAGGGAGCUUCCUACCAUACCACAACCUACGCACCAGAUUGAAUGGUUGGCCAGAGUCAAUUUUAAGCACAGACCAGUGCGCCGUGACGUACCAGAACAGAGACGUCAUCACAAAGUCUCUAGGAAACACGACAUGAACUCCUCCUUCUAUGUCUACUGA
Messenger RNA from Saccostrea cuccullata (small rock oyster), 381 nucleotides. RefSeq lists its product as uncharacterized. The record is from RefSeq and is a predicted model, not a curated record. Lineage: Eukaryota; Metazoa; Mollusca; Bivalvia; Ostreida; Ostreidae. The transcript has 5 exons. The coding region runs from base 1 to 381 and encodes 126 amino acids.